This is a messenger RNA of Cladophialophora immunda, 537 nucleotides long. RefSeq lists its product as uncharacterized. The record is from RefSeq and is a predicted model, not a curated record. Lineage: Eukaryota; Fungi; Ascomycota; Eurotiomycetes; Chaetothyriales; Herpotrichiellaceae. The coding region runs from base 1 to 537 and encodes 178 amino acids. The transcript has a single exon.
AUGCCCAACGAUUGCGCCGAGCGCGAGCGGCUGGAGUUGCAACACUGCGCAAUGUUCCUUGCUGCGGGCGCCCAGCUCUUCUAUGCCUCUGUCAAGCGGCUCCAGAAAAUUUUGGACCUGGGCGCCGGCACUGGAACUUGGGCCAACGAUGUGGCUGAUGCGCAUCUCGAGGCCAUCGUGUUAGGUGUAGACUUGAGUACCAUCCAACCCACGGUCGCUCCGCCAAACGCAACGUGGGAGAUUGAUGAUGUCGAGGACGACUGGACAUGGCCGCCAGACCACUUCAAUCUCAUACAGCCAGUCCAAGCUCAGUGGAAACAUCGCAGAUUUCCCAAAGUAUUUUCGACAGGCUUUCAGGUAAUUUCCCCCGCGAUACCCCCAAUUCCCAAGCACACCUUGCAUCUAACGCUUGUUCUGCUUUGUGUAGACACUGCAGGCCAGGGGGCUACUUCGAGAUUCGCGAUCUGGCCACAUACCUGCAAAGCGACCACGCUCCGAUUAGCCUCGACAACGCAGUGGACGAGUGGUGUCGUCUGA